CAUUAGAAUACGAUAUGUUUGAGGUCACAGUCCAUCGGAUGACUGAUGAACUUACUUGAAAAAUAGUAUGUUUUAUCUAUAUUCAUUCGUAGUGAGCUAUACACGCGAGACACUUCUGCAAUUAUAUUUGGUAAACGUUUUUUGAGAUAAAGAACAAUAAUCUAUUGGAAUUUUUUUUUUAUUAAUAAGGAACUCAAUUUAAUAAUAUCAGCAGCAUCAGAUAAUGAUAUCUUUUGCAGUACAUAAUAGCAAGCGAACUGUGUGUGAAUGUUCGACCUAGAACUUUGUGGUUUAUUGUAUAAUAAUUACGAAAAUAUCUCAUUACAAGAAAGUUAGUACAUUACAGAAACUUUCUUUCAAUGAAUUUGACACAUGUGUGUGAAUUUCAAUAUACUUUUUCAAGUGGACUGAUGAUAAUUAUAUUUUUUAUAACCAAGUGAUAUUUUUUAAAACCACAUACAUAUUUUUGACAAUUCGCAAACUCUUCAGAAAUAGGAAAAUGGAGUUCAAAAUAUAGAGCAAAGUGUAAAUAUUUAUUUUCUAAAACAAAUAAGUAAAAGUGAAAUAGCUUUAUAAAUAUGUUUUAUACACAGAAAAAACUGGACAUUUAAAUGUAUUUUAUGUAUAUUUUUAUAUUUAUAUUAUUUAUAUAAAGCAAAACUUUUGAAGGCUGCAAUUUGCAUAACAUUUAGUACUAUGAAGGUUUUUAAAUUAUUGAGGUUCUACUGUUUUUGAUUUUAAGUAAUUGAAUCAUAUAUUACAUCAUAUGGUAAUAAACUUUUGAAGUUAUAAUAAUUGGAUAAAGAAGAAAUAGUUUAAUUUUAUCUUAGUAUAAAAAUAACAAAUUAUAAGAAAUGAACGUCAAAGUAGUUCACGUUUCUUUGCUGGAGAUAGUGAAACUUCAUUUUCUAUCGUUCACAUAUGGACUAUAUUUAAUAGUAAAACGUUUACUUCAAUGGGCCUGGAAUCCAAAAAAUUUUUUUCUCCUACAACGAAGAGAUAAACCCCCUCAAUGUUUAGUAGAUAACAGCCUGGGCGAACAUUUAUACGUGAAACUAAAAGGUGUAAAAUUUCAUUAUGUUGAAACGGGAGAUAAAGAUAAACCUGUUCUUCUACUUCUACACGGAUUUCCAGAUUGCUGGUUGUCAUGGAGAGAACAACUACCAGUUUUGUCAAUGCAUUACCGUGUAGUAGCUUUGGAUUUAAAAGGUUUCGGCGACAGUGACAAACCACCUAAAAGAAGUUCUUACAAAAUUGAAAUCCUAUUGGAUGAACUGGAACAAUUUAUUUUCUCUCUUGGAGUAAAAAAUUGCAGUAUAAUUGGACAUGAUCUGGGAGGUCUUUUGGGAUGGUAUUUUGUUGCAUUGCAUGAAAACAUGGUUCAUAAAUUUGUUGCAAUAUCAAGUCCACAUCCCAAUAUCUAUUGGAACGGGAUUCCUGGUGAGACUGCCCUUGGUAUCAAGUGGAUUCACUUUAGCAGACUUCCAUUUUUACCGGAAAUAGAUGCUUUAAAGGAAGACCUAUCAAUAAUUAAUGAUACAUUUUCACAUCUGCAAUUAAAAGAAACUAAUGAAGAAAAAAACUAUGUAGAAGCUUACAAAUAUGCAUUUUCUAGAAAAGAGGAUUGGACAGGACCACUUAAUUAUUAUCGCAAUCUUCCAUAUAUACGGUUAAGUCCACAUUCAAUGGAACCUAUUAACAUUCAGACAUUGCUUUUAAUCGGUAAUCUUGACCCCCUUGUUUCGCUUGCAAGUGUAAUACAAAGCUCAGAGUAUAUCGAGAAAGUUAACGUAAAAUUAGUCCCAGGAGCACAUCAUUUUCCACAUCAAGAAAAACCAGAAUUCGUGAAUGAAGCAAUUAUAAAAUUUUUAUUUGGAACACAUCAAAUAACAAUGGAAACCUUGCGAUCAAAAAGUAUAAUGUCAUCAAUGCUUAAUUCCUUGAGCACUACAAUGAAGUUUGGUAAUCAGGUCUUUAGUGCAGUACAAAAUGUGGGCUUCAAACAAGGAAAAUAAUUUAUUGUUAAGAAUUAAUUAAUUUUUAAAAUAUAUUGUUAAAGUUUAAUAUUAUACCCAUAUAUAGAUAUCUUGCUGUAAGCUUUCAUUGAGUUUAAACAACAAAGUGAUUUUUUGAUCCGAAGAA
Molecule: messenger RNA, 2142 nt
Organism: Leptopilina boulardi
Lineage: Eukaryota; Metazoa; Arthropoda; Insecta; Hymenoptera; Figitidae
Product: epoxide hydrolase 3-like
Exons: 7
Coding region: 855-2015 (386 amino acids)
Molecular function (GO): hydrolase activity
Source: RefSeq, a predicted model, not a curated record